AUGGCCAUGGCGUCCGUCCUUGCGCUCCUCCUCGUGCCCCGGCCCGUCUCCGCGAGGCCCUUCUCGCUUCAUCUCCACUCCUGCCACCUUGCUCUUCCUCCUCCCCAACUCGCCACCCUCUCCACCCAAGCCGCCACCCACCCGCGCAAGGCCGGGGCCGGUCAUCUCCAGCAGCUCCAUGCCGCCUCCUGCUGCAGCAAUUCCGCUCCGGACGCAGGAACCAGUGGAGGAAGCGCUACCAAUGCGAAGGAUUGGCAAUUCUUCUUGGCAUGGUAUUUGAUGUCUCUUGAUAAGAAUCCAAUUGCAACUAAGGCGGUCACUUCUGCUGUGCUAACUCUUGCCGAGGACCUCAUCUGCCAGCUUGUGAUUGAUCGAGUUCUAGAGCUCGAUUUAAGGAGAAUAUUUGUAUUCAUAUUUUUGGGACUUGCACUUGUGGGGCCAACUUUACAUGUCUGGUACAUUCAUUUGAGUAAAUUAGUGGCAAUCAGCGGAGCAUCAGGUGCCAUUGCUCGCCUUAUACUCGAUCAGUUCAUUUUCUCUCCCAUUUUCAUCGGCGUUUUUAUGAGCUUACUAGUCACCUUGGAAGGAAAGCCCUCUCUUGUAGUGCCAAAGCUUAAGCUGGAAUGGUUGUCAUCAGUGUUGGCAAAUUGGCAAUUAUGGAUACCGUUUCAGUUUCUGAAUUUUUACUUUGUUCCUCAGAAGUUUCAGGUGCUUGCUGCUAAUUUUGUAGCCCUUGCGUGGAACGUGAUUUUAUCAUUUAAGGCUCACAAGGAGGUUAUUGCAAAAGGGUACUAUUAGCUGGUCUAUCUUACCA
Panicum hallii is the source of this 814-nucleotide messenger RNA. Its product is annotated as protein sym-1-like. Gene Ontology annotation, cellular component: membrane; cytoplasm. The record is from RefSeq and is a predicted model, not a curated record. The transcript has 7 exons. Lineage: Eukaryota; Viridiplantae; Streptophyta; Magnoliopsida; Poales; Poaceae. Bases 1 to 798 code for a protein of 265 amino acids.